Phacochoerus africanus (Common warthog) is the source of this 4849-nucleotide messenger RNA. It is a transcript of the gene VWA3B, whose product is annotated as von Willebrand factor A domain containing 3B. The record is from RefSeq and is a predicted model, not a curated record. NCBI's taxonomy places the organism in Eukaryota, Metazoa, Chordata, Mammalia, Artiodactyla, Suidae.
GGUCCACAGGUCGCGCUGAGGUCGCAGAGAAUUCGAACAGCUGGAAUCCUUUCGCGCCAAGAGCGGACCCUUCGGCCUCGGGUAUCGCUGCGUUAUCAACCAACAGGAUGCGUUCCUCGCCAGUCCUCUCGGGCCAGACGGCGCCCUGAGGAUGAGAGGGUGGCUGCUGAACUGGAACCGCCUUGUCUUUCAUCUGACAGGUUGCCUAGAGGUCCCUGUGACUUAGAUCCUAAUUCAGAGAUGGCGCUACAAGGCUCAUCUUCCACUGUCUCUGAGCAGCAGCUGCACAAGGAGGAGAGACUGAGCAAUACCCAAGCAGACUUGGCUAAGCAGAGUCUCAUCUCCUCCGAGGAAUGGCUUCAGCUGCAUGGACUUAAGAGCAACAAAUUGACCUUGAAACAGAUUUUGUCACAGAUUGGAUUCCCCCAUUGUGAAGAUUAUGUGACUUCUCUGGGGAGACUUGUGUCUUCCCGCUAUGCAGAUGGCCUGUUUCCACGGAUCUACAGAACCGAAGAUGGCAGAGCAUACAAUCUGACAGCCAGAGCAGAGCUGAUCUAUCAGUAUGUGGAACAUUUAACACAAGCUGUGGAGAGCUACAAGCAGCGGAUGGACUGGCUCACCAGCAAAAGCCGGCAGGUUUUUGGUGUCAUUGUGGAACAGAGCAUCACUAUAGUGCUGGAUUUUGGUGGCAUGCUGGAGGAGGAGCUUGAUCUGUGCAGAGAUGCUCUAAUCAUGGUCCUCAAGGAACAGGUGGCUUACAUAGCCAAGUUCAAUAUCAUAUGGGCUUCCCAGGAGCCUGUGAAAUGGCAGGAAAAUGCUGUUCCUGUGACGGCACAGUCCAUAGCUGCUGCCAUCAGCUGGCUUGAGAAGUGGCCUUUUGAGCUGCCUCCGAGCCAGGCCGGCUGUCUGGAUGCUCUGCUGGAAGCUGGGAAAGACACAACCAUUGAAUCCAUUUACUACUUUGUGGUGGGGGACAUUCCAGAGGAGUCCAAGGAGCUUCUCCUUCAGAGGGCUUUGGAGAUCCCACAUCCCAUCUGCACCGUGUCCUUCAAUGCCAGAGGGGAGGGCACCAUAGCUCUCCUAAAGGAUCUGAGUGCCAAGACCCACAGCAGAUUCCAUGCAUUUGCAGAGAGAACAGAGUGUGUGGAAUUUCCUACCUUCCCUGUGAAGGAUGGGGACAGUGUAAUUACUUGGAAUUCAAGGAAACUGAAAGGAAAACUCCCUCCAGGAGCUGAGGUCAGAGAGGAUGUGUUUCUCAUUUGGAGGGAGAUGGAGGAAGCCAGCAGCACAUUGGCCCAGAUUCGGAGGCUGGUGAUCGAGCCUCCCAAGACCGAUGUGACCACAACAGACCAUGGAGCAAAUGGGUCAAAUCCAGAGGAUGCCUGGGACUCUGAGAAGUGGCUGCAGAAAUAUGGUUUGAAAGCCCAGAAGCUGUCAUUUUAUGACGUCAUUGCGGACUGUUCCUUCCGCCAUGCUGAUGGAAUUGUUGAUAUAAAAGCCAAACCAGAGAACGAGUCUGUGCAGACCAGUGCGGAGACCAACAAGAAGACAGUCCAUGCGAAAUACUGCAGCAGAUUUGUCCAUGCCCCCUGGAAGGAUGGGAGCUUGGUCCAUGUCUGCAUUACCAAGGAGAAGUAUACGUGGUACAGUGAGAGAGUUCAUGCAGUCCUGGCUCAGAUCCAAAGGAGGAUUAAAUGGCUACAGGAUGGGAGCCAAGUCCUCUUUGGAAAAGUGCAUAGUGAUUGUGUCUACAUUCUCAUCGACACCUCUCACUCCAUGAAGGGGAAACUGGACCUGGUGAAGAACAAGAUCAUCCAGCUCAUCCAGGAACAGCUGAAAUAUAAAAGGAAAUUCAAUUUUGUGCAGUUUGAUGCUCAAGCUGUGGCUUGGCGGGAAAAGCUUGUUGAAAUCAAUGAAGACAAUCUGAAAGCAGCCCAGGCCUGGGUUAGAGACAUUAAGGUUGGAAGUUCCACAAACACCCUGAAUGCCCUGAAAGUUGCUUUUGCUGAUAAAGAAACACAAGUAAUCUACCUUUUGACAGAUGGGAGACCUGAUCAGCCACCUGAAAUGGUUAUAGAUCAGGUGAAAGUUUUCCAGAAAAUUCCUAUUUACACCAUCUCCUUCUGUUACAAUGAUGAGAUUGCAAAUGGAUUUUUGAAAGAGGUUGCUUCUUUGACUGGAGGAGAGUUCCAUUCUUAUAAUUUUGGCUGCAAGGAUCCCUGCCCUCCAGAGGCUGUUCAGAAUGAAGAUGUGACCCUUCUAAUUAAGGAAAUGGAGCAGGGACGCAGUGACCUGGAGAAGGUGCAAGACCUUUACUCAGAGUCCUUGGUCAUGGACUGGUGGUACAACGGAGAAAAGGAUGGAGACAAGCAUCAAAGAGAAAUCUGUUCUAUGAUUUCAACCCCAGAAAAAUGUGCAAAACCUCAUUCUGAUGUGGAAUCAGCACGAAUGUCGAAAGCACCAGAAGACCGCUCAGAUCAAAAGAUUCAGAAAAAGAAAGUCCUCCAUGCAGAACCAACCAAAACCAGCCUGCUCAGAAGCCGGCUGUCAACCCUCAAGAGCUCCGCUUGCAGAGAGGGGAAAGACGGCCUUUCCAGUUCCAGCUGCUGGAAUACUCCAGAAAAGGGUGUCUUGUUGACAAAUGAAUUUCCAGAUGACAAGAUGAUAGAAAUAUCGACUCAAGAAGUAAGCCAAGUUCAUGACCAAGAUUCUUUAGAGAUGUCUUCAGCAGACUGGCUCGAGAUCCAUGGCUUGGCAGCCAAGAAGCUCACCAUCAUGGAUGCCUUGUCAGUGACGGCUGUCCCUCACAGCCCCACCUACGUCCCCAUUCUGGACAAGCAUGUCGUUUCCAAGGUCUUUGAUGAGGUGUUCCCUGUGGCACAUGUAUGCAAUGGCACAAAUAAGAUGACAUUAAUUAACCCCCAAGGAGUGAAGCUCGAUAUCUACAAGCAAAAAGUGGAACAGGCCAUUAAGUCCUAUGAAAAGCGCUUGAAUAAAAUUGUUUGGCGAGCAUUAUCUCAAGAAGAAAAAAAAAAAUUAGAUGCCAACAAGCCAAUGCGGUACUUGGAAAACAAGGCAGCUUUAAACAAGGCCUUAGAACGGUUGAAUUGGCCCAUUUCACUGAAGGAGCUGUCAGUGCUGGAGAAUGAAAUCCUAGCUGGGAAAAUGUAUGUGCAGCAGGCCAUGGAGCUCCAAGAGGCUGCCAAGAAGGAGAAUUACGUGAGCAAGACCAUGGAAGAGCAACAGAAAAUUCAAGGAGCUCCUACAAAGAAAAACAAACCGAAAAAACUAGAUCCACUCAAAGGCCAGAAGGUUAUUGCACGAUGUGAUGAAAAUGGCUUUUAUUUUCCAGGGGUCGUGAAGAAGUGCGUAAGCCCCACCCAUGCACUCGUGGGCUUCAGGUAUGGAGACACCAAGGUCGUGCCAGUCUCAUUCAUCACGCCUGUCGGGGGUGCCAUGCCCUGCCCACUGCUCCAGGUUGGUGAUUACGUGUUUGCCAAAAUUGUGAUACCCAAAGGCUAUGACUUCUAUGUCCCCGCCAUUGUCAUCGCACUUCCAAAUCAAGAUGUGGCUGAAGAUAAGCUCUACACAGUUUUAAAAUGUAACAAUCGGAGAGAAUUUUGCCCUCGGAGUGCACUUAUUAAGAUCAGCCAAAACAAAUAUGCCCUCUCUUGCUCUCAUAUCAAGUCACCCCCAAUUCAGGAGGAUUCAAAAGUGGAAGACAUGGACACAAAGAACUCUACUUUCCUAAUACGACCGAUCAAGGAAGUUGACACUGGGGAUUUGCAAGAGCUAAAAAAAGAGGACCCUAGAAGGAAGAAAAAGAAGGCUGCCAGGAGGCUCCCUGUCCAGGAGAUGGAAUCCCCCGACUCAGAUGACUCUUCCCAUGGCAACAUGUCCCGAGAGUCCUACCCCGAGAGACACCCCAAGCCCAAAGUGGGAGGGGAACAACAUCAUUUCUUCCUGAACACACAGAAACCUCUCUCAAGGACAGUGUACAUGAAAUCACUCCCCCAUUUCCAGGCCAGUUUAAGCCCCAGUACAGCAAAACCUCUCCCCCGCUUAAGUAAUGCUGACACCCACUUCCCCAGAGAAGGUCCUCCGCCCGGGUCUAGGAGUCAACCAGCCAUGCCAACGCUGCCACACCUCCACCUGAGCAGCCCCGCACCCCCCCAUAAAGCCACCUGCAGCAGCCAAGGGCUGAGGAGCAUCGCCAAGAAACCAGAAAGCAGUCCAGUGGCAACUGUGUUCAAGAGAGCCAGUGUUCAUCCAGGGCUGCCCUCAGCCACCCUACCCUGUGGAACUAGCCCCUCUACAGAGGUAAGGUCACGUGCCCUUCCCUGGUUGUCAUGCAGGUAGAGUUCCCUGCCAUCCUCCAGCUGGAUCCAUUAGAGCCUAUUGGUUCGGGCUUUUCCCGACCAUCCUUUAUCCCAUUCUUUUCCCUGUUCUCACAAAGCUGUGCUCAGUCUUCUGGUAGACCCCCCCCCCCCGCCACAUCCAGAAUUGUUAUCUGACAUAGGAUUACUGCCAUAGGAUUUUCAAUUUUUUUUUUUUUUGGAGUUUGUAGUUCUGGUCUUGAAAUUAUGUAGUUCUAUUGCAAGCCUGCAGUCUUGUUGUUAAUUUGAUUCUCUCAUAUGAAUUAGGGAUUUUAUCAUUUAAUGUUAGGACCAAAAUGAAGACCUAGUAUCUUGUCCAAGAGCUGUAAGACUGAACAUUACGUAGUUUACUGUUUUCUGAAAAUUUUUAUUGAGCCCUCCCUAAUUAUUUUUGUCUGUAGUCUGUUGUAGGUACCUCUAAUUGAGCACGGAACCAGAAUAAAAACUCUUACAUUAGAAACAUUUUAAAACUA